AUGUCUGUUGCAGUGGCCCAAUUCAAGGCCGCCAUGGCCAGAGUCAGCACCCAGGCGAUGAUCUUAACCGCAGGGUGCAAAUCCCAAAAAGACGUUCUUCAUGGUAUGACGCUCUCGUCGGUGUGUUCGCUCUCUGUCCAUCCCAAACCACUUCUUCAGUUCAACUUGCAUUUACCCAGUUACACGUCCCAGGCGCUUCACGAUAACCAUGGCCAGUUGUGUUUGCACUUGAUGCCUCCUACGAGCGAGUCAGUGUUUUUGAGCCGAACGUUUGCUGCUGGGAUCAAGACGGAUAGACGGCAUUUCGACGUCAAGCCCGAAGACGGCGAAAUCUUCCAUGAAAUGACCACACCAUUUGCUCAUGUUGGUCAGAAAAGCUACGAUUUUCACGAUACUGGCAAGUGUCUUCUCCCGGUUCUUAAGGAGCUGGAGAAGGCGUUUAUAUGUGAAAAGCAUGAAGUGUUCAGUGUGGACAGCCAUGAAAUAUGGGUUGUCAAUGUCUUGGAUAUACUAUCGCCAAAUCGCCAUUACGAGGAGAAGAAGCUGGGUGGGCUACUCUACUUCCAGCGUGGUUUCCAUAAGGUUGGUCUGUGCUUACAAGAGCGCUAG
Molecule: messenger RNA, 609 nt
Organism: Candidozyma haemuli
Lineage: Eukaryota; Fungi; Ascomycota; Pichiomycetes; Serinales; Metschnikowiaceae
Exons: 1
Coding region: 1-609 (202 amino acids)
Molecular function (GO): riboflavin reductase (NADPH) activity; FMN binding
Source: RefSeq, a predicted model, not a curated record